This is a messenger RNA of Amoebophrya sp. A25, 1420 nucleotides long. The record is from the annotation of a GenBank genome assembly. Lineage: Eukaryota; Dinophyceae; Syndiniales; Amoebophryaceae.
AAGACCCAGUGAACAUGAUCAGUCAUCGUUGUAUAUUUCCCUUUCGGAAUUCCUGUGUCGAACAAGAAGAUGUAAAAUCUUCGAAAAUCUUCUUUUUCCUAUGUAUGAUUGUCUUUGUCUUCUUUCUGUAGAAGACAUCUAACAUACUAAACGAAAGCUUGUUGUACUGGGAAAGAUAGCAAAAUGGAGGUACAUGAAGCGCCAGCGGACCCGAAGGUUGCGCAUCCGAACGGCGUGGCACGGAAACGUAAUCCUCAAGAUGAGUCCCGUGACCAAGAACUUCUAGCAGAAGAAGAGUUGCAAAAUGAGACUAACAAGAAGCAGAAAAGGGAGCCUGAUCGUGACAACUUGAUUUUUUUGGACUUGGAAUUUUCUUGCGGUUUCUAUGACUGGGCCAAUCGAGUAGAGACUGAAGCGAACAACCCUCCACGGAUUCUAGAAGCUGCUGUGGUCAUCACCGAUAAGGAUCUGAACGAGCUGGCCCGCGGUGCUUGGCAGGUAGGGGGGUUCACGCGUGAGUAUCUGGAGAACCUGUCAGAAUUUCAUCAGCAAAAUUUCCGAGAUGGAGCCCCCUCAUCUUACGCAACUGGGGAAGCGGGCUCAGAACUUCCAGAUGAAAAUAGAGCACGACGGCACGGUACAGAUAAAAAAGAAACUACAAAACUGGCAGUGGAUGGAGGUGAGAAUUCGAAACGAAGAAGGUUGGAUGCUCAAGAAGGAAAGAAGGCACAGCAAGAACUACUGGUUGGUCUCUUUCCACCACUGGAAGGACACGAAGGAGGCAACGGGCUUUUCACAGACAUGAUGACGAAAGGGAAGCCUCGGGCGGAGGUUGAGCGUGCGCUUCUAUCAUUACUGGAGGAACACUGCCCAUUCCAAGCGUGUCCGAUCGCGGGGAUGAGCGUCCAAUGCGAUCGAGAAAUACUGAAGACAGAAAUGCCUGACGUAAUUGAAGUUUUUUUACAAAAAUUCGUUGAAAACGUCCCACCUGGCACCUGCUAUGUAUCUAGUAGCCACAUUUUGCCACUCCAUGCAUUCUUUCCGAAACACCUCACAGGUCUAUCGCCAUUUAUCUCACCGAAUUUGGGAUGUAAGUACGGUAGUACAGGGAGUCCUAGGGCAUUGGUGGCCUGAAAUGCGUGAGAGGUGGCGCGAGGACCAACAAGCGCACGCCGAUUACAAUCACCGGGCUUUGAACGACUGCGAAGCUGCAGUUGUCUCUGCGAGAUGGAUCCGCAAAAACUUUACGCCUUUGCCGCGAGCUGCUUCCUCCAUCUCCUUUUUCGAUUCGUCCUCCAGCUCCAAAAAAUCGUCAGUUUUCGUAGCGUCAUCGGAAUAUGGGGUGGAGUCAUCGGAUUAUGGGGUGGAGUCAUCUCCAGAAGUUCAGGAGUUGAACGGCGCUACUGGUGCCCAGCGAUAG